ACCACCAAAGCCGCCUGUUUGAGACCAUGAAAAUUCUCAGUUGUGUCUUAGUUUAUCGCCGGCUUCUCCUCAUAGUUGUUAGUUUGUUGGGUUUAUUACCACUUCCCCUCAUCAUCCGCACUAAGGAAGCAGAAUGUGCCUACGUACUCUUUGUUGUUGCCAUAUUUUGGGUGACAGAGGCUUUGCCUCUGUCAGUAACAGCUUUGCUGCCAGCAUUAAUGUUCCCCAUGUUUGGGAUCCUGCCUUCUACGCAUGUGGCAUCUACUUAUUUCAAAGAUUUUCACCUGCUGUUGAUUGGAGUUAUCUGUUUAGCAACAUCAACAGAAAAAUGGAAUUUGCACAAGAGGAUUGCUCUCAGGAUGGUGAUGAUGGUGGGUGUGAACCCAGCAUGGCUGACCUUGGGAUUCAUGAGCACUACUGCCUUCUUAUCUAUGUGGCUCAGCAACACCUCUACAGCUGCCAUGGUGAUGCCCAUCGUGGAAGCUGUGUCACAGCAGAUCAUCAGUGCUGAAGCAGAGGUUGAGGCCAAUCAGAUGACUUAUAUCAAUGAAGCUGCCAACGUCGGCCUGGAUAUUGAUGAAACUUCUAUGGGACAAGAAACAAAGGAGAAGAAAGAGAAAACAAAGCCAGUUCCAGGGUACAGUAGUAAUACAGGGGACAUUUCAACCAAGAUGGAGAUCCAAAAGUAUGUGUUUGUGGUGCAUAAUACAUACACUCAUCGUGGGGAAUCGGUCCAGCAGUCAUACACCUUUGGGAAAGAUAACAAUAAAUACAAAUGUAUGAGGCUCAUGUUGACUCGCUACAGAACAAAUUGUGGAUCUCCCAUUCUAGACCCCAUCACAGGGAAAAAGUACCGAUCGAAGAAGGACCACAUGCUGUGCAAACUUAUGUGUCUCUGCAUUGCUUACUCUUCCACCAUUGGUGGCCUGACCACCAUCACUGGCACCUCUACCAACUUGAUCUUCAACGAGCACUUCAACACACGCUACCCUGAUUGUCAAUGCCUCAACUUUGGAUCGUGGUUUUUGUUUUCCUUCCCGGUUGCUGUUCUUAUUCUAUUGUUUUCCUGGAUAUGGCUUCAGUGGCUUUUCCUAGGAUUCAAUUUUAAGGAGAUGUUCAAAUGUGGCAAAAGCAAAACAGCUAGAGAAAAAGCUUGUGCUGCAGUGAUUAUGCAAGAAUACCAAAAACUUGGGCCAAUGAGGUAUCAAGAAACCAUGACUUUGGUCCUCUUCAUUAUAAUGGCCCUGCUAUGGUUCAGCCGAGAUCCAGGAUUUGUUCCUGGUUGGUCAGAACUUUUUAGACAGUACUCUGGUUUUGUAACAGAUUCAACUGUUGCCUUAAUUAUAGGACUCCUUUUCUUCCUGAUCCCAGCAAAGACGCUGACUAAAACUACAUCUACAGGGGAAAUUGUUACUUUUGAUUACUCUCCACUGAUUACUUGGAAAGAAUUCCAGUCAUUCAUGCCCUGGGAUAUAGCUAUUCUUGUUGGCGGAGGGUUUGCUCUGGCAGAUGGCUGUGAGGCUGAAGCCAUUCAUGUGAACCCUCUUCAAAUUCUGCUGCCUUCUACUCUGUGUACCUCAUUUGCAUUUCUUCUCCCAGUAGCAAAUCCACCCAAUGCUAUUGUUUUUUCAUAUGGUCAUCUGAAAGUUAUUGACAUGGUUAAAGCUGGACUUGGAGUUAAUAUUCUCGGUGUUGCUGUGGUGAUGCUUGGCAUGUUUACCUGGAUUUCAUCCAUGUUUGACCUUCAAACUUACCCAUCUUGGGCUCCUACAAUUAGUAAUGUGACCCUACCAUGACAAGUACAGAAUUUCUUACUGUCUCUUGAUGACUUUGAGGGAACCAUUAAGAAUUCAUUGGAAUGUAUGACUGAGUAUAACUAAUGACAAAUUAAAUCAGUCAUAGUAUAGCUGCUGAGAUUCCAAUGAACAUCCAAAACCUGCUGUUAUAACUUGGAGUCCAUAUUUCUAUCGGGCCAUGACUGCAGAGUAUCUAUGUGCCUUCAUCAAGAAGCCUAGUUUUGAGAUUUUGCUUAUGGAGUGUCUGUAUCUUGCUUCCUCAUAAGAAUAAUUUAUAAUUUGACCUUCAAAGAGGUUAGACCAUUGGCUUUACCUUAGAACUAGAGUUUAGUGUAACAUUUCAAACAUUAAUUUAUUAGUUCAGAAACUUACCAUGAAAUUAAAAACAGGAAACAGAAUAGACACGUUAAUUAGCUACGUGGAAAAAUCAUUUCUAUAGUGUUGUUCAAAGAAUUUUCUGAAAAACAAAGCCAUGGUCAUCUGGUGGUGCAGAAAAAAGUUUAAUGAAAUGUUCAUUUCCUCACUUAAGUAAAAUUCAACAGGAUUACUCUUAAUACACAAAGCAUAAAAUUGAAUUGAAUUAAUACAUAAUUCUAAAUUUAUAAUUGAACCAUUGAAUCACAGAAAACUCAUAGGUUAUGAUGAAUUUCUACUUGAUCCAACUGGUAGAUUAGUGUUCCAUACUUUUCUUGUACCUGCACUGAGAAAUGUAUUUUCAGUAGCUAUGAACAAGGCUUGAUAUGAUUUGUGCAGUAUAAUUAGAACAGCUAAACAUGAAACUGUUCAUAAACUUACACAUAUGUACAACUUUAUCUUAUUUUAGAAAUGUAGAAUUUCAUCUGUAAAAAGCAGACAUAGAAAUGUAAAUGAAUUAUCAGUAUGUACAUAAAAAUAAAAGUCUUCUGAGUCCUUAUAUCAAAAUUGAAAUGCAAUAUCAGUGGAAACAUAAAUAAUAAUAAUAAAUUAAAAUUUUAAAUUGUCAUGUUCAUUCGUUAUGUACUAGUCAUAUAAAAAUUAAUCAUUUUCAAAGAAAGGUUGGACAUUUAAAGCUUACAAUAUAAUACUGCUGCUUUGUGAAAACUAAGUUCAUCCUAUGCUCUUGUUCCUUUUCCCAUUUUAUGUUACACAUUUAUUUAUGAUCCAUAAUAUUGAUUAUAUCUCUCCUCUUCUAUUCAUUCAAUAUAUCUCUGCUGAAUUGGAUUAUAUUCAGGUAUAUUUUCAUUGUAAAAAAAACUAAAACGACUUUUCAAAUUAUAAUGAAUAAAUUUGGGUUUCCAGAAAAUAA
Messenger RNA from Heterocephalus glaber (naked mole-rat), 3081 nucleotides. NCBI's taxonomy places the organism in Eukaryota, Metazoa, Chordata, Mammalia, Rodentia, Bathyergidae. The record is from RefSeq and is a predicted model, not a curated record.